Molecule: messenger RNA, 353 nt
Organism: Serpula lacrymans var. lacrymans S7.9
Lineage: Eukaryota; Fungi; Basidiomycota; Agaricomycetes; Boletales; Serpulaceae
Exons: 1
Coding region: 97-282 (61 amino acids)
Molecular function (GO): protein binding
Source: RefSeq, a predicted model, not a curated record
AACGAAAAGAGGGUGAUAACACACCACUACACAUAUACAUCGCUGUUAGACGAAGGCACGUAACAGUGAUACAACUGUUGCUCAAUCGAGGCCAUGAUGUCAAUCCAAAAGGCGGGGAUGGGUCAAACGUUACUCUCGUUUGCAGCCGAGUUUGGGGGCGUGGAGGUUGUAAAACUGUUCUUAUCAAGAAGUGACGUGGGUGUGGAUUUGGGGGAUGGUAAGAGUCGGACACCACUUUCGCAUGCAGCCUCGAGAUGGGACAAAAUGAUCGUUCAGCUGUAGCUGUUCUAGGCAAGGCUGGACGUGGAUGUCGACUCGAAGGAUGUCCAUGGUCGGAUAACGCUUUCACAGGU